Messenger RNA from Fraxinus pennsylvanica, 1320 nucleotides. The record is from the annotation of a GenBank genome assembly. Lineage: Eukaryota; Viridiplantae; Streptophyta; Magnoliopsida; Lamiales; Oleaceae.
AUGUCUACACACACUCAGAGGAUGCUAAUUAUCCAACAUGCUUCUGAAGACCUUGGCUUCAAAACCUUGAGAGAAGCUGUCCUUUUACUUAAGCCUGGUGACAAAGUCCUGGUUCUUGCAAUUAUACAGCAGGCCGCAUCCUCUGCGGUUCAAAGUAGAAAAUUACAAGAUAACGAGAAGUUGAAAGACAUCAAAGAAGCAAUUAAACAGAAGCAGGAUAAAUACUCAAACUGCGCAGAGAUUGAAGGGAUUCGAAUAUUGGCUGAAGCGCGACAGGUUGAAUUCGACAUAGCAGUUGAGGCGGGGUUUCUGAAUGAGGUUGCGGCUGAAUAUGCCAAGAAAAUUGAGGCAACACGCGUGAUCCUUCCAAGGAGGUUCUCAGCCUUGCAAGGAGAGAAAAAUCUAGCGUACUCCGGUAAUAACCCUCUCAGAGAGAGAUUAUUGCACGAUAAGCGAGCAGAAUUUGUUUCCCCUGGACCUCAAUUAUCUUCGAAAAUAGCUAAUCGAGGAAAAGGUCGCCCCAACAUCCGACCACUGGCCCAGAAACUCCCAAAAAAGGUUUGUGCUAGAAGGAGUUCUGACACAAGUUCAAGCAUUCUACCUCCACGAAAGUCAAAUGGUUUCCGCCGUUUAAAAAGGGUGUCUUCCAGUAGCUCCUCUCUUCCUUCGAAGAAACAAAGGGUGGAAGAUCAGCCCUUCAUUGGCAUACAACCCGCCUUUUUGGACAGGUUGAAUGCUGAACUUGAGGUCUCAGACACAGUUAAUAGCAUCAUCAAGAAAUUCUGGCUUCAGAAGCACUCCGAGAAGUUGCAGGGUCUUGAGGACAGUCAGGUCAAGAUUGGAGCCCUUAGAAACAUGGUGAAGGCCAUGAUAUAUACCAUUGAAGACAAAAAGAGGUCUUCUAAGCUUUUGAGAAAAACUGAAGGCUUGGUUGAUGAGAAGGCGAAGCUGCUAAAAAAGGUUGGUGAACUGGAGGAUGAACUGAGUAUUCUGAAUAAUUUGAAAUACAAAAUGCAGACUAGGCUGAAUAGGCGUGACGCCAAGAUUGUUAAACUAAAGGCUAGGGUUAAGGCCCGGGAGGGUGAAACUGAGAAGGCAAAGAAUGAAGCUACUGCGGCUAUAGAAGACUUCAAGGAAACAGAAGAAUAUAGAGCUUUGAGGGAAGAGUUAUACCAUGCAGCGAUUGAUUCAAUUGCUGCAGCUCGACCUGACUACGACAUCAGCUUCUUACACUCUUCCCGCGAGGACGAGAAUGAGAACGAGGACGAACUAUCGACUGACGAAGAUCUUGAGGAUUGGAAAACGGCAGAGAACUGUUGA